Amaranthus tricolor (Joseph's coat) is the source of this 2419-nucleotide messenger RNA. RefSeq names its product pentatricopeptide repeat-containing protein At1g71060, mitochondrial. The record is from RefSeq and is a predicted model, not a curated record. The transcript has a single exon. Gene Ontology annotation, molecular function: protein binding. Lineage: Eukaryota; Viridiplantae; Streptophyta; Magnoliopsida; Caryophyllales; Amaranthaceae. Bases 31 to 1629 code for a protein of 532 amino acids.
CAAAACAGAUUCUCGUACAAAUUUGCAACGAUGGCUUCCUCUCGGAUCUUUUCCCGCAACCUAAUUACAAGAACGAAGCUAAAAUCUUCUCCCUCUCAGUUUCUGAUUCCCAUGAAUUCCUUCAAAAACCCUAAAUUAUCAUCUCCAAUUUCUCUAAUAAACUUAUAUCUCCGUCCACUUCAUUUGGGUACUCCAAUCUCACAAUUCUGCUACACUUCAAUUCAUGGGUCUUGUAUAAACACAGCAGAAAAUGAUUAUUCACCAACCAAUGAAGCAGAAAUAAUCUGUAAAUUGCUAUCAAAAUUACCUAAAUAUUCUAGUAUUGAUUCAGUUCUAGACAGCAGUGGAGUUAAAGAGAUAACACCCAUGUUAGUUUUAGAGGUUUUGAAGCAGCUCAGUAAUUCAGGUAUUCUUGCUCUUGGUUUUUUCAGUUGGGCAGAGAAGCAAAAGGGGUUUGAAUACACGACUGAGAGUUAUAAUGCAUUGAUUGAUUCAUUGGGGAAAAUCAAACAGUUUAAGAUGAUUUGGGUAUUGAUUGAUUCUAUGAAAAGUAAAGGAUUAUUGACAAAAUAUACUUUUAAUCUGAUUAUUAGAAGAUAUGCAAGGGCAAAGAGAGUUGAGGAUGCAAUCAACACAUUUGAGGGGAUGAAGCAAUACGGAAUCAAGAUUGAUUCAUCAGAUUUGAAUAAAUUUCUUGAUACAAUGUGUAAAUCUAGACAAGUAAAGCAUGCACAUAAGAUGUUCGAUGAAAUGAAAAAUAGAGGAUUUAAGCCUGAUCAGAAAUCCUACACUAUACUAUUAGAAGGGUAUGGUCAACAGCAGAAUUUGGUUAAAGUUAAUGAAGUUUAUAGUGAAAUGAAAGAUGAAGGAUUUGAGCUUGAUGUUGUGGCUUAUGGGAUCAUCAUGAAUGCUUUUUGCAAAGUAGGAAAGAUCGAUCGAGCUGUGGAAAUGUUUAGUGAGAUGGAUGAGAAGGGUGUAAAACCAAGUCCACAUAUCUUUUGCAUUUUGAUCAAUGGAUUAGGCUCUUAUAAAAGACUUGGUGAAGCUUUGAAGUACUUUGAAAUGUCGAAAGCGAGUGGUUUUGUUACUGAAUCACCCACUUAUAAUGCUGUUGUAGGAUCGUAUUGUUGGUCGUUGAGAUUUGAUGAUGCAUUUCGAUUCAUUGAUGAGAUGAGGAGGUUUCGAGUUGGUCCAAGUUCGAGAACUUAUGACAUUAUUCUUAAUCAUUUGAUAAAGGCUGGAAGAGGCGAAGAAGCGUACUCUGUGUUCCAAAAGAUGGGUAAUGAUCAGGGUUGUGAUCCGACAGUAAGCACAUUCGAGAUUAUAAUACGAAUGUUUUGUAGUAAAGGUGAACUAAACAUGGCCGUUAGAGUUUGGGAUGAGAUGAAGGCGAAGGGGAUUAUUCCAGGAAUGCAUAUGUUCGCUUCGAUGAUUAACAGCUUUCAACAUGUGAAUAAGUUGGAAGACGCGUGCAAGUAUUUCGAAGAAAUGAUCGAUUUAGGGAUUAGGCCUCCUGGUUUGGUUUUCAGCAGUCUCAAAGAGGCUCUAAUUGAUAAUGGCAAGAAAGAAACUGCUCAGAUUUUACGUAGGAAGAUUGAUGCAAUGAAACUUGCUCCAAUUGCUGGUUGAUACCUAAAGAAUAUGGUCUAUGGCUGUUUGGUAAAUGGUAGAUGAUAGCUUGAUUGGAGUAACUGAUUUGACUAGCUGAAUUUGAAACCCCAAGUACUACCAUUAGAUGGUUUGAAUCAUCCAAUUGUCUAUUUACACAUAAAUUUGCUAGAAUUGUCCAACAACCUAUUUCACCAAACACCCCUCUGAACCCAAUCAGAAUUUUGAUAAAUGGAGAAUGUCCAACAACCUAACUAAGGUCUCAGUCCUAUUCGUUGUAGGAAAUUCUCUUGAUCUUUCUCAAGUUGAGGGACUUUGGCUGCACUCUCCUUUAUGAGUAUGAGUUGCCGCUUUCCUUUCCUCUCCAAACCCUGCUUAUGGUUUUUUCUAUGAGCGGCAUACGUCGGAUACGUUGGUUAUGAUGAUGAUGGAGAAUAUCCUUCCUAGAUGAGACCGAGGACAAAACAUAUCUUUUGUCUUAUAGAGAAGCUUGCAAUGGAUACAAUUCAGUGUUAUCUGGUAGAUUAACACCUCUAUUUCAUGCAUUAUUGUAGUAUUAGUCCCUUUUCAUGGUGUAUUAAUUGGGUUGUUUUCCUUGUGUUACAAUGAAAGUUAACUACUACCUAGUAUAAAUUGGGAAACAUUAUCCUUCCUAAAGCAGUCUGUCCAAGCAUACUACCCUUGAUCAGAUACUAAUCUACGGCAUAUGAUUUUGCACUAGUCUGUCAAAGCAUAUGCUUAUGAUUUAUGUAAGAAACUUGCGAUAAGUAUAGCUCAAAAAUUCAUAUUCUAUAUACAAAGUGUUAUAAUA